AAAAAGUAAAAACUAAAAGUAUAUAUGAAAGAUGUCUUUAAACUUCAAAGACUACAAUUGAACAAUUCUGAAUUCAUGUCUUCAUGAGCAUUGAGUAGUGUGGAGCGUAUAGUAAAUUAAAUGAAAACAAAAAGGAUUCAAUUUUUUUGCGCUUAUGUGGUAAAACAUAAUCGCUGUAUAAGUGCUCGUAACUUUUCUAAAUGACAUAAAAUGAGAAUAGAAGUGAUACUGAUUUAGUGCAAGUUCAGUUUAAUGGAGAGUUCAAGUCUGUUCCCGGGUGGCAGCGAUUGUGGUGAGGAGAUUGAGAGAGCACUUAUGGACCUAGGACCCCUGCUCGGUGUUACUAUCAAAGAGGAAGUACUUGAGGAACUCACCAAUAACUCGUCCUCUCGUCCUAAUGUGAGUUGCCAAGAUGGUGCUGGUACCAGUGGUGGUGCAGAUGCAUUGGGCAAAGGUGAUGGUGGGGAGGGGGCUGAUUCACUUGUGUCACCGGCAGUACGAACAAGCUUUCUCACUAUCAAGUGUGUCUUUUGCCAAGCUGUGCUGGCACAAACAGAAGGCAUACCUAAAUUAAUGGAAUGUCUUCAUUCAGCGUGUGAGCCAUGUAUUAAAGCUAAAGUGGAAGAGAAACUGUCUGGUAGCAGAGACUUUUUAGGAGCGGGCCGUGUCACCAUCCAGUGUGCAGUUUGCAGGCUCCAGUGUCAACCCAAUAAUAUGAUCGACCAGAGAUUUGUUCUCGAGAAGGUUUCUGUCGAACAUGCAGGCAACACCGGAGCCGGAGGGAGCGAACAACAGUGCAACAGCUGUGAGGACACAGAACCCGCCACCAGCUAUUGCGUGGACUGUGCUGAGUUCAUCUGUGACAAUUGUGUGCAGGCACAUCAAAGGCUCAAGAUAACAAAGGACCACACGAUAAAGAGCAAAGACGAGGCCGUGACGGAGCUGCAGGCGGCGCAGGGCUCGCGAUCCGACCGAGACAUGUACUGCCGGGACCAUCCUCAGGAAAAACUCGGCCUGUUCUGCGAGACGUGCGACCGCCUGACGUGCCGCGACUGCCAGCUGCAGCACCACCGCGACCACAAGUACCAGUUCAGCACCGAGAUGGCCGCGCAGGCGCGGGUCGCCAUCGCCGCGCUGGUCUCCGAGGUCAGCUACAAGCGCGUGCUGCUCGGGUCCGCCAUGAAGGUCAUCCGCGACCGCCGGCAGCUCAUCGCCGACAAGAAGAAGGCGCUCGUUCACGAGAUCACGCAGACCGUCGUCAAGUUGACCAACGCCAUCAACACGCGCGGCAAGCAGCUGGUGCUGAGGCUCAACGAGGUCUGCGACGGCAAGCAGCGCACGCUGGGCGAGAAGCAGGCCGCGCUCGAGCAGCUCGCCGCCAUCACCGACCACUGCCUGAGCUUCGUCGGCGCCGCGCUCGAGCAGGGCAGCGACACGGCCGUGCUGCACGGCAAGCGCACGGUGUGCCAGCACCUGCAGCGCAUCAAGAGCCGCCGGGCCGACAUCCCCAACCCCGAGAUCCCCGUGCGCAUCACGCUGCAGCUGGACAAGCUACCCGAGCUCGUCAGGGUGUUGUCGACGAUCGGCGCCAUCGUCGUGGACGGCAAGGUGGACGGCGGCGGCGCCGGCUCCGGGGCUCCGGCGGCGCCUUCGGCUCCCCCGCCGCCCGCGACCGUCUCCGGGGCGGGCGGGACUUACCAGGCCGCGCCCCACUCCGCGGUCUUGGCGCUGCAGCAAGUCGCCAUGCAUCAGACGAUGGCUCGGUAUCAGUCGUACGUGGCCGCGGGAGGCGCCUACGGCCUGCCCCUGGCGCGCCCGAGGCCCCACACGCCGCUCAGGCAUCCGCACGUCACCUCCACUACGCACCCCCAUCACUUGCACGGUAUGAACGAGUUGAACCUGCGCGGCCUGCUCAACGCGUCGGGGCGCGGCGCGACGGCGGCGGCGGCGGGCGGAGCGGCGAGCGGCCGAGCCCUUCACGCCCCCCAGGCCUACCACAUGAUGAACGCGUACGGCAACGUGGCGUUCGCGAGCGGAGGGCGCCGCGGCGGCGGGCCCCGGACCCCUUCGCCGGCGCCCCCCGCGCCCCCCUUCGCCGCGCUCACGCCGCCCGCCGGCGCCAAGUGGCACAUCCCGCAGCACGGCCCCGGCUCGGCGUCCGGCGAAGGGGCGACCGGCCCGGGGCUCCCGCCGCCCGCGUCGGGGCCCGAGUUCAAGAUCACUCUCGGCCCGCGCCUCGCCACGCCCGCGCGCACGUCUCUCGUCACCUCCACCAACCCCAAGACGCCCAGUCCCAGCCUCAACGGCGGAGCGUCCUCCGAGCUGGACAAGGUGUGCGCCGAGUCCGUGCAAGACUUGAUGGCGACGAUCGCCAAGCUGGACUCCAACGGCGUGCAGGUGGUGGCCGAGGGCGCGGGAAGGUCGCCGGACCCCGUCCACUCGUCGACGGACGCCAGGCCCCCGGACCCCAACGACGACUGGUGCGCCGUCUGCAUGGACGGCGGCGAGCUCAUGUGCUGCGACCGCUGCCCCAAAGUCUUCCACCAGUACUGCCACAUCCCGGCCGUCGAGAAGCUACCCGAGGAGACCGAGUCGUGGCAGUGCCUGCUGUGCGUCAACUUCGCGGCGCUGCCCGAGGAGGGCCCGACGCCGCCCGGCGAGCUGAGCGGCCGGCGCAGGCGCAUCGUCGAGAGGAUCACGCUGGAGCUGUACUGCCAGGUCGACCAGUCGAUCCCGUUCCGGGAGCCGCAGGGAGGGAGCGCCAUGUGCCUGGACGUGAUCCGGAUGAAGCUGCAGCCCCGGGCCGAGAACCGCUACACGCACGAGGCGCAGUUCGUGGCCGACGUGCGGCUGCUCUUCCGGAACGUCUACCGCCGCAACCCCGUGGAGUCGCAGCCGUACAGGGACGCCAAGAGUCUGGAGGAGUUCUUCGACGCGCAGCUGGUCAAGUGGCUGCCCGAAUACGCCUUCUGGAGCGGCGAGGGCGAACCGCCGGCGAAACGCGCGCGCUGCGCCUGACCCGAGGCUCGGGGGGGCUCCCGCGACGUCCCCCGAGGGCCCGCCCGCUUCGAGCCCCCGGGGGCUCUCGGGUCUCUCUCGCGGCCGGCACCCGCGCCUCCCUCGCUUCAUCUUCAAAACGCCGGACGUCCCUGGCCGCCCUG
Pieris napi is the source of this 3161-nucleotide messenger RNA. It is a transcript of the gene bon, whose product is annotated as E3 ubiquitin-protein ligase TRIM33. Gene Ontology annotation, molecular function: protein binding; zinc ion binding; ubiquitin-protein transferase activity. Bases 253 to 3018 code for a protein of 921 amino acids. Gene Ontology annotation, cellular component: nucleoplasm; chromatin. The transcript has 17 exons. NCBI's taxonomy places the organism in Eukaryota, Metazoa, Arthropoda, Insecta, Lepidoptera, Pieridae. The record is from RefSeq and is a predicted model, not a curated record. Gene Ontology annotation, biological process: positive regulation of DNA-templated transcription.